This is a messenger RNA of Cololabis saira (Pacific saury), 4073 nucleotides long. It is a transcript of the gene kif19, whose product is annotated as kinesin family member 19. The record is from RefSeq and is a predicted model, not a curated record. The transcript is spliced from 20 exons. The coding region runs from base 229 to 3261 and encodes 1010 amino acids. Gene Ontology annotation, molecular function: ATP binding; microtubule binding; microtubule motor activity. Gene Ontology annotation, biological process: microtubule-based movement. NCBI's taxonomy places the organism in Eukaryota, Metazoa, Chordata, Actinopteri, Beloniformes, Belonidae.
UUGGCAGAACACCGGCACCUCAGUCUGGAGGAGGAGGCGAGAGGAGCAGGUCGGAGGACGGAGACCCGAGAACCGACACCCGAGACCCGAGACACGAGACCAGCUCUCUAGUGGCGACACUUUCCUCCGGGAGGACAUGCCGGCACCGCCGCCCCGGAGCACCGCGGCCCGGGUCCCGAGCCCCGUCCGCGGGUGACCGGCUCCAGCAGCUCCAGCUCCGGCUCCAGCAUGAAGGACGCGGGGGAGUCCAAGGACCAGCAGCUGACCGUUGCAUUGAGGAUCCGACCCCUCAGCGAUGCUGAGAAGGACGAGGGGGCCGCCAUCGUGGCCCACAGAGUGGACGAGCAGAUGGUCGUCCUCAUGGACCCCAUGGAAGACCCAGACGACGUCCUGCGUGCCAACCGCUCCAGGGAGAAGACCUACAUGUUUGACGUGGCAUUCGACUUCUCAGCCAGUCAGGAUGAAGUGUACCGAGCUACAACCAAAGGGCUCAUUGAAGGCCUCAUAUCGGGCUACAACGCCACCGUGUUCGCCUACGGACCCACUGGUUGUGGGAAGACGUACACCAUGUUGGGGACGGACAAGGAGCCCGGCAUCUACGUGCGCACACUGAACGACCUGUUCCGUGCCAUCGAGGAGACCAGCGACAACAUGCUGUACAGCGUCUCCAUGUCCUAUCUGGAGAUCUACAAUGAGAUGAUCCGUGACCUGCUGAACCCGUCCUCAGGGUUUCUAGACCUGAGAGAAGACUCUAAAGGUGUGAUUCAGGUGGCAGGCAUCACGGAGGUCUCUACCAUCAAUGCUCAAGAGAUCAUGGAGCUGCUGAUGAAGGGCAACAAGCAGCGCACGCAGGAGCCCACGGCGGCCAACCAGACGUCGUCCCGCUCCCACGCCGUGCUGCAGGUGGGCGUGAAGCAGCAGAGCCGCUGCCGCGAGGUCCUGCAGGAGGUCCGCUUCGCUCGCCUCUUCAUGAUCGACCUGGCCGGCUCUGAGCGAGCUGCACAGACUCAGAACAGAGGUCAGCGUUUAAAGGAAGGAGCCCACAUCAACCGCUCCCUGCUGGCUCUGGGCAACUGCAUCAACGCCCUGAGCGACAAGAAUGGCAGCAAGUACGUCAACUAUCGGGACAGCAAGCUCACCCGCCUGCUGAAGGACUCCCUGGGCGGGAACAGCCGCACCGUGAUGAUCGCUCACAUCAGCCCCGCCUCCAUCGCUUUUGAGGAGUCUCGGAACACCCUGACGUACGCUGACCGUGCCAAAAGCAUCCGAACCCGGGUCAAGAAGAACCUUAUAAACGUGUCGUACCACAUUGCUCAGUACACCAACAUCAUAUCAGACCUGCGCUGCGAGAUCGAUCGGCUCAAGAAGAAGAUCUCAGAUCAGGCGAGCCGCCAGAUCAACCCGGACCGCGCCGACAUCCGUAAUGUCCAGGCCGAGGUCCAGGCCCACUCCAGCCAGCCGGGCCGGGCCGGCAUGGACCAGCUGAAGGAGCAGCUCCUGGACGCUUUCCGCCAGCAGAUGGAGAUCCGGAGGAGCCUGAUGGAGCUGGAGAACAGCAACAUGGAGAUCCAGAUCGACACCUCCAAGCACCUGCUGACCAUCACAGACUGGGAGCGAGAGCGGAGCAGGCGCAGGAGGAAGUGGCGCGCUGAACGGAGGAAGGAAAGCACGAGUAAGGAUGAAAGUGAGAAGGACUCGGACUGCCCCGAGUCCCCCCCGGACAGCACAGAGAGCCAGGGCGUGGCCCUGGCCCGGGAGAACCUGGUCACCCUCAUGGCCGAGCAGAAGAGGAUCCACAAACAGAAGGGCCUGCUGGAGCGCAGCUUCGAGGGGCUCCGGGACCGGGCGCGGCGCCUGGAGGAGCUGCUGCCCCAGAGGGUGAGCUCGGAGGAGCAGCGCGAGAUCCUCGGCCUCCUGUGCAAGGUGCACGAGCUGGAGAUCGAGAACGCUGAGAUGCAGUCACACGCGCUGCUCAAAGACAAUGUGAUCCGGCAGAAGAACUUCGUGGUGCAGCGAUUCGAGAGACACCGACACCUGUGUGACGAGAUCAUCCAGCAGCAGAGGCAGUUCAUCGACGACCACAGUCUGCUGGUCCCAGCGCACCUGCAGGAGCUGUACAACAUGUACCUGAGGGAGCUGGACGAGAGGAAGCUGGACCGAGCCAUGGCUCUGGACAAGGUCACCAGCAGAUACACCGUGAAGGAGGGCUCUCUUCCCAAGAUCGCGCUCCCCGGCCAGGGCAGCGACAACACGCAGGACGUGGAUUCGGACCAGGAAAGCGCCCGCUACAUGUGCUCCGACAGCAGGCGAGGUCAAGUCAAAAUGCGCAGACACACUCUGCCUCCCAUCCUACCGGAGCCCGAGCUCAGAGUUUUCAAGAGCAGCCCUCAGGCCAGGCAGAUAAAGCAGUCAGCGGUGAUGACGCCCCCUCCUAUCCACAUUAACGGGAAGGGAAACAGAGAGCUGCAGCCUCUGGCCCCGGAGAGCUUUCUGAGCUACAGUCACCUGAGCCACAGCGUCAGCAGCCACCUGGACUCGUCGCCCGAGAGCAGCGAGGCCGGGGCCGACGUCCCGCUGUCCAGGAGAGAACGGCAGCAGAUCCUGAAGGGCGUCCAGAACAUCGUUGUGAAAGCGGCGCGUCGGCGCUCCAAAGCCCUGGAGGUGGACGUGCUGCGUCUGCCGGCCGCGUCCUCCCCCCUGGACCCCAAGAAGCAGAAGAGCAGCCUCUCUCUGAGCGAGCCGUCCCCGGCAGGUCCGCCCUCUCGGCGGGGCCGGCAGCCCAGCCCCGAGCUGAGACACGCCACCUCCGACGACAACCUGUCCAGCAGCACCGGCGAGGGGCCCGGCCCCCAGGCCACGUGGACCCGGCCCCGGAACCGCCCGGUCGCGGCCAAGAACCAGACGCCUCGCGCCAUGGACUUUGAAGCUCGGCGCAAGAAGAGACGCUCGCGUUCCUUUGAGGUCACUGGUCAAGCGCUGCCUCAGACCAAGACCACUGCAGCUCAGAGGUUCCGCCCUCUGGACAGCACGUCAGACCCGCAUCUGCACAUCAACGGUCAGCCGCAGGCCCCCUCGCUGCGGCCCCAGUACCGGGGGAUCCCCCCGCUGUCUAGAGUCAGGCCCCCCCACAACACCGCCCAUACAGGCUCUGAGUCGUCCACAGCCAACCUGAAUAACCUGAAGCGAGGAGCGCAGCUCCGCCAGCCGCUCCUCUACGUCACCACCACGGGCUCCGGGGCCCAGCGGACCCGCAGACACUAAACUCUGAGCAUUGCCAGAUGAAGGCGAAGCCCUCGCUGACUGACACGAGGGAAGGUCACGAGCGUCUGCUCUGUAGGACACUAACCCGACGAAGGCUGCACGCCUCCACACAGCUCUCCUCCUGUAUUAGCUGACGGCGCUGAGCGGCUCUGAGAUCCACGAGUCUCAAGACGCCAAACAGUCGUAGAUGUAGGUUUGGUGUUCUGUCAGGUGUUUUCACUUUAGCUCGCUGUCGUGCUGAGUUUCUUGCGUUUCCAUCAAGUCAGGAUGACGUCAAGCUAACUGUGAAUGCAAGACCGUAGUCUUCGUUCUUAGUGAGUGUACGUGGUUUUUAUACGUUUCAGUGGUUAUUACGACGACUGAACAGCUUACAUAAGCUUACAUAAGUCUCAGUGUAAUGGUGUAUAUAUACGAAUCUGGGGCGACGACUGUCUUUUAUUUUCAAAAUAAAGUUGAGAAAUGUGUGAAUACUCUGUAAUGAGCUACAGCCGGCUGUUAAAAUGCAUCACCAUCAAUGUUUCUUGUAGUGAGUAAUUAGUUUGAAUAUGACACUGAUAUCUGUGGAGAAAAUGUGUUUCUUGUACAUGUUGAGGUUCCACAUCGUAUUCCCGCUCAUCCGGGAAAUUCCCAAUGUUAAAUGUUUGGUACCAUAAGAUGUUUUCCCAGAUUAGUUGGUUGUGUUUUUAAUUAACUAUUUAACGGUUGCCUUUUCUUUUAUGAUAUGACUUUUUCAUAAUUAUUACUACUUUCUAUUCUUUAUUUUGUACAUUUUUUUUAUUUGUACGCAAAUAAAUCUAAAUGAAUUGUGUAAA